Diaporthe amygdali is the source of this 1476-nucleotide messenger RNA. Its product is annotated as spartyl-trna synthetase. Gene Ontology annotation, biological process: spliceosomal snRNP assembly. Gene Ontology annotation, cellular component: SMN complex; nucleus. The transcript has 2 exons. The record is from RefSeq and is a predicted model, not a curated record. Bases 1 to 1476 code for a protein of 491 amino acids. Lineage: Eukaryota; Fungi; Ascomycota; Sordariomycetes; Diaporthales; Diaporthaceae.
AUGGCCACCAAGAGGGACAUAGAUGCCGUCACAAACGUGGAAAGUGACGAGCAACAGUCCCAUCAGCCCACCAAGCGAGCGCGAAACUUGGGCGGCCAAAGAAAGUCGAGGCAGGCGACGGAGCCCCAGACCAACGUCACAUACGGCCAGCGAUGCUGCUUUCCCAGCCUCGAUCAUGGCUACGAAAACAGCGACGAGGACCUCGAAUUUGAGGACGAGACAGAUGCGCUCGCGUACCUCCAAACUGUCCGGCAACAGGCCAGUGGAAUCCCUCACCUCCUCGUAGCGCCCAAAUCAGGACCGCAGCUGCCCCGAGCCCCAGCGGCCGCCGGCGACCUCGACCACGACGACGACAGUCACAUCGCCAACCGCGGUAUCUACGAUGAUGGUGUCGGCGACACAAGAGGCUACUACGAAGACGGCGCAUACACAGCCGCCCCCGAUAACCCCGAGAGCGGCGGCCCGUACGACGAAGAGUCGCUCGAACAGACCGAGCACGACGAGGCAGCCAAGAUCGCCCAAGCCUACUACACCUCCCUCUUGACGCACUUCACGAGCCUCCGAGAGCGCCUCCACCAAGACCCACCCCCAGAGGCCCUCGCAGCCCUCAGAAAGGAGCAGUCCCCGUACGUCGGCCGCUUCGGCCCCGCGUCCAGGACCUUCACGACCUGGUCCGUCCGCGUGCGCCGCUCCGACCCGGCGCCGGCCCAGGUCGCGGCCAUGGACAAGGACGCGGUGUCCCGCCUGCUCCGCGUCAUCCUCGGCGGCAAGUUCCUGAGGAGGGGCACGGAGCUGCGGGAGCGCACGUCGCGGUGGCUGUGGGCGCUGCUGGCGCGCCUGCCUGACAGGGGCGAGCUGGACUACAUGGAGGUCGGCUACGUGAGGGACCUGGGGAAGCGGGCGGCGCUUCUGAUGCACAGCUUGCGGGAGAUGGCUGUCCUGAGGGAGGAGGUCGAGGGUGGCGGCGUUGGAGGCGGCGGGGCCGCGCAAGAAGACGAUGGGCUGGAGGGCGAGCAGGAGGACUGGGCGGGCGAGGGCGAGGUGCUGGGGGACGACGGCGCGGAGGUAGCUGCACCACAGAACGAGAGUAUCGAGCCUGCUGAGGCUGUCGAGAACGGACAGACUCUCGCACCGCCCUCUUCAGACCUUCCGGCGAGAUCGUCUUCUACUGCUCCGACCAGCCUCCCCGACGCUGACGGCGCCAACGCUAAGCAAAUGGAGGACGGCGAGAUCGAUGAGUCAGCGCCCAUGGACAUCGAUACGGACGUUGAGAGCGCAAAGACACGGCUUCUUGCUAAGUUGGAUGCUCACGCCUCGAGCACAAAUGAUACUGACCCAGCAGAGGAGGAACCUCCCUUCGACCCGGCUCGGGCGCGGAUGAACAUGCGGGCGACCCUGAACAUGAUUUUGACGGUCGCGGGUGAGCUGUACGGUCAAAGGGACCUGCUCGAAUUUCGAGAUCCCUUCCAGGUUUGA